Molecule: messenger RNA, 1763 nt
Organism: Arachis ipaensis
Lineage: Eukaryota; Viridiplantae; Streptophyta; Magnoliopsida; Fabales; Fabaceae
Product: Transducin/WD40 repeat-like superfamily protein
Cellular component (GO): catalytic step 2 spliceosome
Molecular function (GO): protein binding; RNA binding
Source: RefSeq, a predicted model, not a curated record
GUAAAAAGUGAUUAUGAAUUUAUUUCAAGACCAAAAAAAGAAAAAUGCAAAGAACUUCUCAGAAAGGAUGUUGAUUUGGCGUAGAGGAGGCAAUAUAUAAAUCGGGAAGGACUGAAGGGUGUGUGGGGCUUAGACUGCUACCUAGUUCACCGCCACUGCCACCACCGCCACUACGGUCGUUCCUUGCUGUGGCCUUUACUCCUCCCAACUCAACUCAACUCAACUGCACCACAGCAACUCCAUUUCUCUCCUCACCACUCCUCAGUGUGUAUAGAAAUUGAAGUUGAAUUUGAAUUCUAAGCAACAGUCAAUAUGCAAGGCUUCCCUUCUGAAGGUGAAAAUGCUUUGUCAGUUGUUGGUCCAAAGCCAAUGGAAUGGUCUACUGUUCCAUACAGUGGUCCUCAAGUUCCUGGACCAAAUGGAAAGAAGCGGACAUCAAGUUUGGAAUCGCCAAUCAUGUUGCUGACAGGUCACCAGAGUGCUAUCUAUACCAUGAAGUUCAAUCCAUCAGGAUCAGUCAUUGCGUCUGGAUCUCACGACAGAGAGAUUUUCCUCUGGAAUACGUAUGGGGAAUGCAAGAACUUUAUGGUUCUAAAGGGUCACAAAAAUGCAGUUUUAGACCUUCAUUGGACUACAGAUGGAACUCAGAUAGUUUCUGCCAGCCCUGAUAAAACUCUGAGGGCUUGGGAUGUGGAAACAGGAAAACAAAUUAAAAAGAUGGUAGAGCAUCUUUCAUAUGUCAAUUCAUGUUGUCCUUCGCGGAGGGGUCCGCCUCUUGUUGUCAGCGGAUCAGACGAUGGAACUGCUAAACUAUGGGAUAUGCGUCAAAGGGGUUCCAUCCAAACAUUCCCAGAUAAAUACCAGAUUACAGCUGUUAGCUUCUCCGAUGCAUCAGAUAAGAUCUAUACCGGUGGUAUUGAUAAUGAUGUCAAGGUAUGGGAUUUGCGUAAGGGUGAAGUUAUCAUGACACUUCAAGGUCAUCAAGAUAUGAUUACUGGCAUGCAGUUGAGUCCUGAUGGUUCUUACCUUCUAACUAAUGGCAUGGAUUGCAAGCUCUGCAUUUGGGAUAUGCGCCCAUACGCCCCCCAAAAUCGCUGUGUAAAGGUGUUGGAAGGGCACCAACACAACUUUGAAAAGAACUUGUUGAAGUGCAAUUGGUCAUCCGAUGGAAGCAAGGUCACAGCAGGGAGUUCGGAUCGAAUGGUUUAUAUAUGGGAUACCACGUCGCGACGCAUCUUAUAUAAGCUUCCUGGGCACAAUGGAUCUGUUAAUGAGUGUGUGUUUCACCCCAACGAACCUAUUAUUGGAUCUUGCAGUAGCGACAAGCAGAUCUAUCUUGGAGAGAUAUGAUGCAAAUGUUUGGAAACUGGCCGAAAUUAGAUGAAUAUGUUGUUCUUUUUGGCAACUGCUUUUAGGGAAUAGUGAAUUUUAGAAAAGCUUAGUCUGCUGUUGUUCCUGGUGGAACAAUUCAGUGUCUGUAUAAUAUUCAGGCAAAACAUUGUCUCAUUUGUUGCUUCUUAAUAUAACUUGGAAUUUUUGACAUUGAUGCUUGGGAAGAAAAUGGCUCCAACGAUUUAGGCAGCCUUUUGGCUUGAUGCCUAUUUGACAAAAGGUGUGUUAUGUGUCUGUAUAAAGUGUGGAACUCUGCGUUGAUUCUCACUCUGAUUACCACUUGACGGAGUUUGAACCUAAUCUAAGUUGAGAUCAUGUCUUAUGCAACGAUAGAUAAGGUAUGGAAGUUUGCAUCUUAUUUGUAUGCACCA